Messenger RNA from Myxocyprinus asiaticus (Chinese sucker), 6414 nucleotides. RefSeq names its product ADP-ribosylation factor-binding protein GGA3-like. Gene Ontology annotation, cellular component: trans-Golgi network. The record is from RefSeq and is a predicted model, not a curated record. Gene Ontology annotation, biological process: vesicle-mediated transport; intracellular protein transport. Lineage: Eukaryota; Metazoa; Chordata; Actinopteri; Cypriniformes; Catostomidae. The transcript is spliced from 17 exons. Gene Ontology annotation, molecular function: small GTPase binding; ubiquitin binding; phosphatidylinositol binding. Bases 178 to 2286 code for a protein of 702 amino acids.
AUGAUACUGCCGGCUGAUACAAUAUUUAUUAAAAAAUAAAGAAGACAGUAUUUUAUCGUCACACGCGGGCACGGAGGGAACACAUGAUGUUUGUUUUUAUUAUAAUCAGUGUUAUUUGAUGAAUGUCGGCGUUAUUAUCUGUGAGAAAUGCGCGGAUUUAUGGAGUCAGGGCUUUAAAUGAGGAUCAUGGCGUUUCAGGAGGGAGAAUCGCUCGAAUCCUGGCUCAAUAAAGCCACACACCCGACAAACCGACAGGAAGACUGGGAAUAUAUAAUCGGGUUUUGUGACCAGAUCAAUAAGGAGUUAGAAGGUCCUCAGAUAGCCGUGAGACUGCUCGUUCACAAGAUACAUUCACCACAAGAAUGGGAAGCCCUUCAAGCUCUGACGGUCCUAGAGGCUUGUAUGAAGAACUGUGGCCGAAGAUUUCACAAUGAAAUAGGCAAAUAUAGGUUUUUAAAUGAGUUGAUCAAAGUGGUUUCCCCCAAGUACAUGGGAGACAGCGUUUCAGAGAAGGUGAAGAAUAAGAUCUUCGAGAUGUUGUACAGUUGGACGGUAGCGUUUCCUAAUGAGGCCAAAAUAUCAGACGCUUACCAGACACUCAAGAGACAAGGACUCAUAAUGUCAGAUCCAGAACUGACUGCUGAUAAAACUCUCGUUCCGUCUCCUCCCGCACGCCCCAAAAACCCUGUGUUUGACAAUGAGGACAUGGGGAAGUUGUUGGCCGAACUUCUGAGGAGCAAAAACCCAGAAGAUCUUCAGGAGGCAAACAGACUCAUCAAAAACAUGGUGAAAGAGGAGGAUGCUCGGGUACAGAAGAUGACCAAACGCAUCCACACACUGGAGGAGGUGGACAAUAACGUCAAGCUCCUGGGAGAGAUGUUGAGUCAUUACGACAGGGACAGGUCAUCUAACGCUGACCGCGAGCUCAUGAAAGAGCUGUACGACCGCUGUGAUAAACUCAGACGCACCGCUUUCAAACUGGCCACUGAAGCCGAAGACAACGACUCCAGUUUAGGUGAUAUUAUCAAGGCAAAUGAUGACUUGUCAAGAGUAAUCAGCUCUUAUAAACGAAUCGUAGAAGGUCAGGCGGAUGAUAACGAGGUUGAAGAUCCCAGACCAGCGACUGGUGAAGGAUGUGAGACCACAGGCACGCUGAUUGAUCUGGCUGGUCUGGAUGAACCUUCCUCUCCCACAACAGUCCCUCCUCCUGCUCCUCCUCCUCAGGUCUCCUUGACCAAUCCUAUGGCCUCUUCCAUCCCUGUGCUGCCACCUCCUCCACGCCGAUUGGGUGGCGGUCACGGCAGUCAAACAAGCAGCCCCAAUCACAAACCCCCGGAGCAGCAAACAUCCCUCUCACUUUUGGAUGAUGAACUAUUGUCUCUUGGACUGAAUGAUCCGCCCUCUGUGCCAAACAAAGCAAAGUUGGAUGAAUUAUCUGGUCAGUGGACCUCCUUACAGGCUUCUGAUCCAGGCCUGGACCUGUUUGGGAACAUCUCAGCACCAAGCUCUGUCUUUCCAAAAAAACACACACCUGCACAAACCUCACACACACCUGCUGUGAGUCAGGGGCUGCAGGAUCUCUCCAUGCUGGACUUCACUGGAGGAAAGAGCAUCUCUGGUCUGAGCGGUAUCGCCGGAGGUAGUUUUGGUCUUUCUGGGGCUGUAAUGAGCUCCACAGUGGCCCCUCUGCAGUCCAUUAACCCUUUUGUGCGUGCUUCGGUGCCCGGCUCGCCCGCUGUGGCCCGGGCUCAGGCAGUGGCGGGUGGAUCAGCUCCAGGCAGCCCGUUCUUUCAGCCCUUCUCUUCCCCGUCUAACUCGCAUCAGAGCAGCCCAGCACGGAGCUUUGAGCCCAGCCUGUCUAACCUCCAUGUCCCACUCGAAUCUAUCAGACCCAGUAAAGUGUUGCCCGUGACGGUUUACGAUAAAGAUGGAGUACGUGUUCUGAUGCACUUUGCGAUGGACUGUCCACUGGGUCGACCAGAUGUCUUAGUCAUAGUGGUGUCUCUGCUCAACACGGCGCCAUUACCUGUGACGAAUAUAUUGCUACAGGCAGCCGUGCCCAAGUCUAUGCGGGUGAAGCUUCAACCUCCAUCGGGUACAGAGAUUGCGCCCUUUAACCCCAUCCUGCCCCCUGCCUCCAUCACUCAGGUCAUGUUGCUCGCAAACCCACUGAAGGAGCGAGUGCGUUUGCGGUAUAAAUUGACGUAUCUGUUAGGGGAUCGGCAGUACUCUGAGGUCGGAGAGCUCGAUCAGUUUCCUCCAGCGGACAGAUGGGGUUCCCUCUAGAAUCUUCCUCUGCUGAUCUACAUCUGCUCAGCGCUGUUUACCUGCUUGAUCGCUUAACUGUUCAUUACCAAGUAUUUUCAUUCAUUUGUCCUGUUGCUAUUUAUUUUUUAAUCAGUGUUGUAUUGUAGCAUCAUCCAUCAGUAUUUGAUGCCUGAUAUGUUUGUGAAAACCCAAAGUAGAUAUUAAUACAGCAACGCAAAGUCUUCGGAUAACACACAUGAUGGUCUGAACCGGACACGUUUUGGAGAUCAAAAAUGCCAUAUUUACUACAGUUAUUGUUACUACAGUAAAUCUGUGGCAACUUGAUAUUCUCCCAACACUCGUCAAAAAAACUUAAAUGACAGAAACAUUUAUUCUUAUACAGUUUGAAAGAGAUACAUAUUAAUUUAUUAUUUUACAGUUGUUACAAUAACUGGCACUAUUCGCAAGAAAGAAUCACAUUACUUUUUUAAAUCAAUAAAGGCAGGGUUUUUACACAAACUCUCUUCAGUUCGACCCAGUUCACAAAGUUAUUUGAAGAAAAAUUAUCAAACAUAUAUUUGUUUUCUAUAAUUUAUGGGAAGUAUUAUGGAUAACUACAAACUAGCUAGCCAAGACUGAGUGAUACCUUAAUUUAACCCUUGUGCGACCUUUGGGGCAUUUUUGUCUUUUAAAUUUUUUUUUUUUUUUUUUUUUAUCAUUUUGGCUGUUAAUGCUAGCAGCAUACAUUUUGUCAAAGGUGUGUAUUUUGGGGGGAAUUUUGAUAUUUCAACCUCAGUUCCUAUAAUACAUCUAUAAUACACUGUGUACACAAAAUAGUUACACUCAGGACCUUCUGGACAAAAAUGUCCCCAUUGAAACCCAUUAAAACUGCAGUAUUUGAUCCCAGUGCCAUUAAAGCAUAAAAUCAUGAAUUCUAUGAUAUUAUGAUUUCAUUCCAGAGCCCUGGCUUCAACAUUUACAUUUUUAAUAUUUUCCACCAGAUGGUGCCAUUUUUCUCAUGUUUAGCCUAUGGAGCAAAUACAUGCUUUUCCCCUAUUUUCUGUUUGCUGAAUUAUAGAGCACUGCAGGACAAUUGAAUAAAUGAUGCAGAUAAAAUUGUGUGUGUGUGUUGGUAUGGAGGUUUUGUAUGUGUGUAUUGAGAAAUGUGUGAGAGUGUGUGUGUGUAAAAAACAACAGUGGCAUUAUGUAAACAAACUGGCAUUGAGUUUUAUUUUUAAAUCUGACACUGCACAAAAAAUAAUAAUGCAUCAAAAUCAAUGUUGUUGCUAAUCAUUGACAUAUCCCAGACUGUGAUAAUUCAGAAAAAAAAAUUCCCCUUAGCAUUUAGUAUAUGGAAAAUAAAUCUUUUUUUGGGGGGGUUAAUUCAUAAAAAACAACAGUGACAUUAUAAACAAACUGGCAUUUAAAGGGUUAAAAUCCUGAAAAUGAAUGAAUAUUUGGUAGUUAUGAUCAGGACUGAUGUUGGUUAAAAAAAUUAACUCAUUAAAAGUGAAAAAUAAUAUUAAUAUAUAAUAUUAUUAUGGCAGUUUUUUGACGCGGACAUUUUUGUCCUCUAAGGUCCUCUGAGUAACUUUUUUUUGUUGACGCACAAGGGUUAAGCUAAAUCUGUUACUUGCAACCUUGCUACCCAUUCUGUAUAGAUAUAUUAUAUAGUAUUAUAGCGUAUAGAUAUACAGCUCAUACAAUAUUUACUUGUAUUUUCAUAAGGUUAAGCACCUUCUUUCACUGAUACUUUUUUUUUUUUUUUUUAUAAAGUUAAGUUGACUAACCUAUUUUCUUUUAAAGUUUAAGGCCCUGGUUUGUACCUAAUUUGUUGAAAGUAACAACUGUAGUAACUAUGGUAUUUUGGCAGAAACUAUGGUUACUAUGGUAAAUUCAGAAGCUGAGAUGAUCCUGAUGGUGUCGCAUGACCUCGCCACUGUCUGUGGAGUUUAAUUUUACCGUGAUUUUGCACUAUUCCGACAAUUAAAGCUGUAAGAGCAGAUCAACAGCUCUUAAAUUCAUGAAACCUCAGUGAGAAUGUACCUGCAGUGAAUGGAGUUUACACAGCACAAUGAUGCAGUGUAUUUACACUUUACUUUUUAGUUAUGUUUUUAUCUUAUGUUUUAUAGUUCAUUUCUGUGUCUGGUUUUAUUUAUUGCUGUGUUUGGAGUUACUCAGCAGAUAUUUUUGAGAUCUCUCUGAUAGUGAACGGCAUUUAUUGGCAAUAUUAGCCUUGCUUAUUUUAUUAUCUCACAUAUUUACAUUGCAUUUAGUUUAGCAGUUUCAGUUUAGCAGAACUGGGUGAAUUUCAUGAAACCUGUCAAAAACACAUCCAGGUCAUAUUCAAUAUAAAGUAAAAUAAAAAGAAAGAAGAAAUUCUAGACAAUGAAGUAGAAGUAGACCGAUAUAUCGGCUUUACCGAUUGAUCGGUGCCGACAGUUGCCUUUUGGAACUAUCGUUAACGGCAAAAAUCUGUGCAGAUAGUUUUUUCAUCAUUUCAAAACAAGAGUCCCCGAUGUGUUUCAGGCUUGUUGUUUAUACUUAAAAAUCCCACGUUAUGCUCCAAAUCGUAAUUUUUUUUCCGGCUUAUUUUGGGGAUUUUGGUUAAAAAAAUAAACUGCAUCUGAGAUUUUAUUCAUUUAGGGCUCUUUGUCUGUGCCCGUCUUACUAAGGAAAGAAAAUAUAUUUUUAAUUUUUUUGACAUUCUAAACAUCGAUUUUAAAAACUAUCGGCCGAUUAAUCGGUUAUCGGCCUUUCCCACCACCUUAGUUAUCGGCACAAUCCACCUUCGUUCGACCUUUAAAAUGAAGCCUCCAUUACCAUUAAAAAAAAUUUCUUUGUGACAUUAUUUUAAUGACAAUUAAACACAUUUUCCCUCAAAUCCUCAUUACUGUAAUGCAAAAAAAAAAAAAACAAAGAGAGAAGAAAAACAAUUAUAUAUACAUAUAUAUUAUACAAAUACAAUUUCAGAAUACAGCAGAUGAGAUGAAAGAAACAGUGCUUGUUCACUGAGUACAGUUUGUGAUUAUCACUGACAUUAGAUGAUCUGUUGGUUGAGAUUUGAAGCAUAACACUGAGCAUUUUACAUGACUUAGUUUUAAAGCAAAGCGAGAUGACACGAGUUAUUUCAUCGGAUGUUUCUGGACAUCACUGACGCUUAAAUGAAUGUUUCCUGAUGGAUUUGUGCCACAAACCUGCUUCAAAGCAUUUAGAGUAUUUCAGAAGAAACUAGUGAGCAAUCAGAACGUUCCAACAUGACACUGAUGAUGAAAAUGCACUGCUUUGAUCAUUUAAUGAGUUAUAUUGCACCAGUAACAGGUAAAUGAUGCCACGAACAGGGGUCACAUGAUUUCACUGAAGUCUCUUGUCCUUAGUGUUUGAUGGCCAACCAAACCUAAUCAUUAUGUAACGCAGAAAUAGAUAAAAAGACAUCCAUGUUGAAUUAAAUUAGCAUAGAAAUAAAAAAAGAGACGCUGGAAAGUGUUUAAUAUCCAUUUCCUGCUGUAAAGGACCAAUGUGUGAUGCUGUUGUGACUAAAAAUCUGUGGCUGUUUUGAGAAGGUACAUCAUGCUACAUAUGCCAUAUGUUCUCAAGAUAAAAAAAAAAAAAGAUUAACUCUCUAUCUACAGGUUUGUACACAUCAACAACCCUUAGAAAAGAACUACGCAGAGACGAAUUUCAUUUUUACAUGUUGAAUGUGUGAUUUCAUGCUGCUUCUGAACUCUUGAUGUGUCCUACUCAUUGCCGGAGUGUUUUGAAAGUUGACAUUGUUUAGAGUGCAUAUAUCUGUGUGUGUGUUUGAGCUGGAUUUAUAUAUGUUAGUCAUCUCUGUACAGUAAACCAUCCAAAUCAACCGGUUAUUCCAAUGCAUGCAGAAUAAAAUAUAUAAGCAGAUCGUUGUGAAGUCUGUAUGUUAUUUGAUUCCCUGAAGUCAACUUAUAUUGUAAGUCAAGAUUUCUUACAUCAAAAACAGUCAUCAUUUAGUUUUUCAUGAUCAUAUCCCACACUCUCACUGACCCUUACAACUUACAGUUAAACAGGCACUUUUUGGUGCUGUACCUUUAAGACCUCAGUAUGUAAAUUAUCUCUGUGAUGACUGGCUGAAGUCUGCAUACCGGUGUAUCAGGCUGGGACAAGUUGCUGAAUAAGUAUUAAUAUGUGAAU